AUAUAUAUAUAAAUACUUAUAUAUAUAUAUAUUUUUUGUUCGCGUCCGCAUCGAAACCUAAAAGAUGUUGAGCAGAUUGCGGAGCGGUAGCAUCAGGAAUCUGGAUCGGGAAUACGACUGCACUGUGAGGCUUCUGGACGACACGGAAUAUACCUGUACCAUCCAGAGGGAUGCCAAAGGUAAUUACCUCUUAGACCUCAUCUCCCAUCACCUGAACCUGCUAGAAAAGGACUACUUCGGAAUCAGGUUUGUGGACCCUGACAAGCAGAGGCACUGGCUGGAUAUUUCCAAGUCCAUCAUUAAACAGAUGAAAUCUCAGCCCCCCUACACCAUGUGCUUCCGAGUCAAGUUUUACCCCACUGACCCCUCAGCCCUGAGAGAGGAAAUAACCAGGUACCUCGUCUUCCUUCAGAUAAAGAGAGAUUUGUAUCACGGACGCCUCCUAUGCAAGACCUCUGAUGCAGCUUUGCUGGCGGGGUAUAUACUUCAGGCUGAAAUCGGGGACUACGAUCCGGGCAAACACCCGGAGGGUUACAGCUCCAAGUUCCAGUUCUUUCCCAAACAUUCCGAGAAGCUGGAGAGGAAGAUCGCCGACAUCCACAAAGCGGAACUCAGUGGGCAGUCUCCUGAUGUAGCAGAGUUGAAUUUUCUCAAGAAAGCUCAGUCUUUGGAAACGUAUGGAGUGGAUCCGCACCCAAGCAAGGACGUCUCGGGAAAUGCAGCGUUCCUGGCCUUUACUCCGUACGGAUUCGUGGUGCUUCAGGGAAACAAGAGGGUUCAUUUUAUCAAAUGGAACGAAGUGACCAAGAUGAAGUUUGAGGGAAAAACAUUCCACAUUUAUGCAACUCAAAAAGAGGACUCGAAAAUAAUCCUGACGUAUUUUGCACCGACUCCUGAAGCGUGCAAACACAUGUGGAAAUGUGGGGUGGAGAACCAGGCAUUUUACAAGUUUGAAAAGUCCAGUCAGGUGAGGACAGUAUCCAGCAGCAACCUGUUCUUUAAAGGAAGUCGGUUCCGAUACAGUGGCAGAGUGGCCAAGGAAGUCAUAGAGUCCAGCGCCAAGAUUAAACGUUCCCCGCCCGAAAUACACAGGGCGGGGCUGGUCCCCAGCCGGAGCUGUCCCUCCAUUUCCCACGGCUCGAGGAUAAGCAGCGUUCCCAGGACCCGCCGGAGAGCUGUCCACAUCUCCAUCAUGGAAGGUUUAGAGUCGCUCCGAGACAGCGCCCACUCCACCCCUGUGCGUUCUACGUCCCACACCGAGUCCUUCGGAGUCCGAGCCAGCAAGUACCUUGGCGCGGAGGGCUGCGAGCGGUCGUUUGUGAUCGCCGACGAGCUGUACAGCCCGGCGGACAGCGUGCUCCCCACCCCGGUGGCCGACCCCAGCCUGGAAUCACUGCUCCCCAGACAGGGCAACGGCAGCCCCCACAACCGCAGCAUCGAGGAGGAGAGAAACUGUGAGGCUGAUGCCUCCGCAGGGACUGAGGACCUGGCUAGAGCGGGCGGUGCAUUGCCUCAAGAGCUUAGCCCCGGGCCAGAGACAGAACAGGUGAAUACAUUUGUUUUAAGUGUGGUCCGCUUGCUGCUUGUGACUAUUGGACUCCUCUUUGCCUUGCUUCUCCUCCUGAUAGCCCUGACAGAGUCAGAUAUUGACCUAGCUUUUUUACGCGAUAUACGACAGACCCCAGAGUUUGAACAGUUCCAUUAUGAAUACUUUUGUCCCCUCAGGCGAUGGUUUGCCUGCAAGGUACGGUACCUGCUAAGCCUUCUCAUUGACACCUGACAUCUCUGACCUGAGCUAUCGCCCAGGAGAAACUCAGAAGAACAUCAUGGCGCCAAGUGUCUGCCAGUGUGGGCAAAUCCUAUCUCCCUCCCCUCUUGUGGCACCACCGUCAGGCUUUAGAGAUCUGUCUUUCUUGGACGGCUCGAACUGUGAAGGACGUCAGAGUCCAUCAAGAUUCCGAGGAGAAAAAUAUUUUUUUGUUUCGAGACAAAAAUAGUAAGGAGAACCCAUCUUGAAGCCCCUCUCUCAACCCACUACCCCCCACCCCCUCUUUACCCCCCAAGGCCCUUGUCUCCACUCCUCUCCUCUCUCCUCCCUGUGUCAGAACACUUCUCAGAUUUAGUCGUGCUUAUAUAAAAACUGUUAGAAUUAACGAGCGAUUAACCAUUAGCCCCUAUCUCCCACCCCACCCCCCCACUCCCGAGAAACCAGUAAAGUGUGGAGUUUUCGUUCUAGUGAUGUUCAGAGAUGUUAUAUUUCCAGAUUUUAUUAAAAAGAUAAAAGACUUUACCUCUCUCCCCCCCCCCCCCCCCACCACCUGCCCCAACCAACGUGAUAAUGAAUAUUUAGCGAACAGAUGUUAUUUGAACCUCAAUGUUUAAUAUAUUGAAUAUCCAGUGGUUGUAUAGACAGGCACUUGCCCUCUGAACAGAAGUAUCUUCAUGUUAUACAUGUUUUUGUUUGAUCAUCGUUUUGCUGGUCGGAUUUCAACAGUUUGCCAGAAAGAAAGGUGAAACCCAAUUGCUGUGUGAGUGAUCGUAUUUGACAUACGGCUUUCUGGGAUGUCCUUUGAAAAGAGAAGCUUGAUGGAUAAACCACAUGAAGGUUUUUUACUCCCCCCAACCCCAUCCACCCACCCACUACCACACACACACACACGGAUCCGAGUGACUUAACGCAAAAACAAUAUGUCAAGACACACCGAGAGCGUUUGCUUCAGUUUACAAUGCUGCUGCUGAUCGACUGGCGUCCUCAAUUGGAAUAAAGAGAAUGAAGGAAGUUA
Molecule: messenger RNA, 2783 nt
Organism: Callorhinchus milii (elephant shark)
Lineage: Eukaryota; Metazoa; Chordata; Chondrichthyes; Chimaeriformes; Callorhinchidae
Product: FERM domain-containing protein 5
Exons: 14
Coding region: 65-1780 (571 amino acids)
Cellular component (GO): cytoskeleton
Source: RefSeq, a predicted model, not a curated record